AUGCGCUCCCGGUCACAGCAGCGGUCCUCAUUUCAUUUCAUCCUCCCUGUACACAAUUCCCUGUUCCGCAGAUCUGACGGGCUCAGUGUGUUCAUUCCUGACUUCAACACCCUAGUCGACGACAGCAUUGCAUACUUUGCUCCCAUACGGGGUGCGUAUGGGAAGGGGGGGAGAAAAGUGGGGAGGGAGGGUGGAGGAAAGGAGGGGGGGGAUGGCAAUUCGUCCUUCUCCUCUCUUUUCGGCUUCUCUUCUUGUGCUCUGCUCCCCUUCUAUCCACCAUUCCGCACCUCCAAUCCUCCUCCUCCUCCCUGUCCCUCACCUGCCCUAACUCCUCGCUCUGCGGUCUCCCCUCCUCUUCCCCUCCGCUUUUUAUUCUUUUUUUCUUCCCCAGACCGACCGGAGCACCAGAUCAUACCCAAGUUCAUGUGUGGGGAAUCAAUGGGCGGGGCGGUGGCGAUUUGCAUUCACCGCAAGCAGCCUGACCAAUGGGAUGGCGCCAUUUUCAUGGCCCCCAUGUGCAAGUGCUGCCUUGUGAACUCCUCCAGAGUCCUCCUUGUUUCCCUGUUCACAUGCUCCCUUCCGUACCUUCCUCACCAGAUAUCAGCCAAGGUGCAGCCGCCAGCCAUCCUGGUGAGGCUGUUGAAGGGCCUGGCGUAUGUGAUACCCACGUGGCAGAUAGUGCCCUCUGCUGACAUCGUCACCUCCGCGAUUCGCUGCCCAGAAAAGCUUAAGAAGAUAGCAGCCAGCCCAUACACCUACCGCGCUCGCCCGCGCAUGAGAACAGCCCUCACCAUGCUGCACGCCAGCCAAGAAGCAGAGGCUUUCCUCCCCUCCAUCUCCCUGCCCUUCCUGCUGCUCCACGGGGACGCUGACAUAGUCACAGAGCUGGACGGCAGCCAGGCGCUGUAUGAUAGAGCACGGAGUGAGGACAAGACGUUGAAGGUGUAUGAGGGCGCGUGGCACCUGCUGACUGAAGGGGAGCCUGAGGAAACUGCUGAGGCGGUUCUGAGGGAUAUGAUUGGCUGGCUGGACGAGAGAAGUCAACGCAAGGCAGGCGAGUAA
Closterium sp. Yama58-4 is the source of this 1062-nucleotide messenger RNA. The record is from the annotation of a GenBank genome assembly. Lineage: Eukaryota; Viridiplantae; Streptophyta; Zygnematophyceae; Desmidiales; Closteriaceae.